GUCGGGUAGUGCUCGACCAUCGCAACAUGAUCGCACGGAUCGGGCGCCGCGAUGGGAACCGCAGCGGCCACAAGUACUCGCAGCCGCGCCGGUAUCGCUCCUUUUCCGCCUCCCACGGGUCGUCCCCGCCCCAUCUCUGCAUGCUCUCGCCCGCUACACAAACACGAAUGCUCAAACGCUCCCUUCCCGCACGGGUCCUUCCGGCUGCGCCGGUCAAGCCUGCCCUGCUUAAAAAGGGCAAAGUUCGGGCUGACAAGGAAGCAGAGCGGAUCCUCCAGAGCCUCACAGACCUCAAGAAGGUCGGGUUCACAAGCAAAUGACGCCUGCUAAGCAGGCUGCCACGCUGCUGACGACUUUUCCGGCGGCAACGACCUGGUUAAGCAGGCGUCAUUUGCUUGUGAACCCGACCUUCUUGAGGUCUGUGAGGCUCUGGAGGAUCCGCUCUGCUUCCUUGUCAGCCCGAACUUUGCCCUUUUUAAGCAGGGCAGGCUUGACCGGCGCAGCCGGAAGGACCCGUGCGGGAAGGGAGCGUUUGAGCAUUCGUGUUUGUGUAGCGGGCGAGAGCAUGCAAACAGUCUACGACUUGACGAAAUUGAGCAAGUGUUUUGGACGGAGGCGCCGCGGCGGGUGAGACCGGGUUGGUUGUCCCCUUUGAAGCAGGAACCGCGACCUGAACGCUGCGGCAAAUAUCCGCCUCAUCACCGAAACGUCAAUGGGGGGGCUGUGCGCGUUCAGGGGUACACAGUGGACGUUCGGGACAGGCGUUGCAGAUGGGUGGGAGAGGACAGUUCGUGCGAGAUUUUGUGUGGCAGGCACGGUAAUGAUGGGGGCGCCUGAAAAGACAGAUGAGCCAGUGCGGACCGGAGGAGGGAGCGAUUGGACUUGCUGUACGCGCGACUGAAGAGGGAGGGUCGUGGGUACGGCGUGCCCCCGCUUGUCGGGCUGUCCGUUCAAUUGUAAUCCGCAUCCAUA
Chlamydomonas reinhardtii is the source of this 972-nucleotide messenger RNA. RefSeq lists its product as uncharacterized. Lineage: Eukaryota; Viridiplantae; Chlorophyta; Chlorophyceae; Chlamydomonadales; Chlamydomonadaceae. The record is from RefSeq and is a predicted model, not a curated record. The transcript has 2 exons. The coding region runs from base 27 to 320 and encodes 97 amino acids.